AUGACUACAAAUGUUCGUGCAGCGGUAUCACAAAUAUUGCGAAAUAAAGAUGAUGCUGGUGACGAGGAAGAAGAGCCAAAAAAGAAAUCUAGGGAAGACUGGAGAAAAGCUAAGGAGUUAGAAGAGGCUCGAAAGGCUGGUACUGCACCUGCGGCUGUCGACGAAACUGGCAAGGAUAUCAACCCUCAUAUUCCACAGUACAUUUCUUCAGCUCCGUGGUACUAUGGUACGUCAGGCCCUACUCUCAAACAUCAACGUCCACAAGCUGAUAGAGAGGGACAGUUUACUAAACUUGACACUUACUACAAUAAAGGAGUUGACACUACAAAACUAGCAACAAAGUACAGAAAAGGUGCAUGUGAAAACUGUGGAGCUAUGACCCAUAAAAAGAAAGAUUGUUUAGAGAGACCAAGAAAAAUAGGGGCCAAAUUCACUAAUGCUGCUAUAGCACCAGAUGAGUUUAACCAACCAAACCUGAACCUGAGCUAUGAUGGUAAACGUGACAGAUGGAAUGGUUACGAUCCAGAACAGCAUAAAGCCAUUAUUGAGGAGUAUCAAAAAGUAGAGGAGGCUAAAAGGGAACUAAGAGCUAAGAAGUUAGAACAAGAUCCUACAGCUACAGAAGGAGAUGACAAAGAAGAAGAGGAUGAAGACAAGUAUGUAGAUGAGGUUGACAUGCCUGGUACAAAGGUGGACUCAAAACAACGGAUUACAGUACGAAACUUACGUAUUAGAGAAGACACCGCCAAGUACCUCAGGAAUUUGGAUCCAAAUUCUGCUUACUACGAUCCCAAGACACGUUCCAUGAGGGAUAAUCCAAAUCCUGGUGCAGUUGAGUCUGAAUAUGCGGGCGAGAACUUCGUGAGGUUCACGGGCGAUACGCGUGCUCAUGGCGAGGCGCAGAUGUUCGCAUGGGAGGCGCACUCGCGAGGCCUGGACGUACACCUGCUGGCCGAACCCACCAAGCUGCAGCUGCUGCAGCGCCAGUACGACGAGCGCAAGCGACAGCUCAAGACGCAGAUAAAGGAAUCGGUGUUAGAGAAGUACGGUGGUGCAGAGCAUCUUCAAAUGCCUCCCCGGGAACUGCUGUUAGCGCAAAGCGAAGUUUUCACACGUUACAAUCGAGAUGGAACACUUGUACAGGGACCUGAGAAACAACUUGCCAAGAGCAAAUAUGAAGAGGAUGUGCUAAUAAAUAACCACACAACAGUCUGGGGAUCCUACUGGCGGGACGGGCAGUGGGGCUACAAGUGUUGCCACUCAUUCAUAAAGAUGUCAUACUGCGUUGGUGAGGCGGGCAAGUCAGUUGUGCUAGAUGUGCCGGAAGAAAAGAAGGAAGUAAAAGAAAAGAAGGAGAAGGAAAAAUCAGACAAGUCAUCAUCAGAAUCCAGCUCAAGUAGCAGCAGUUCAUCCGAUUCGGAAACCGACACAAGAUCGAGAACAGAGAAGACAAGUAAAAAGAAGAAGAAUAAAAAGAAGGCUAAAAAGAAGAAGAGGAAGGAGCAGAAGAAAGAAAAGAAAACAGAAGAUAAGUUGAAAAAGGCUUUAGAAGAUGAGGAGAGACAGCAAAAACGAGCAGAACAUCUACUUUCUGUAGAUGAAAGAAAACGUCCAUACAACAGUAUGUAUGAAGUAAAGGCUCCAACAGAAGAGGAAAUGGAAGCCUACAUGAUAAAGAGGAGACGAGAAGAGGAUCCAAUGAGUCAGUUUAUGUAA
Parnassius mnemosyne (clouded apollo) is the source of this 1716-nucleotide messenger RNA. Lineage: Eukaryota; Metazoa; Arthropoda; Insecta; Lepidoptera; Papilionidae. The record is from the annotation of a GenBank genome assembly.